GGUGGGCUUGUCCAAGUGACGCUUGCACAUCACAUUCUUCUUUUCAAUGCUCUUCCUGUGAGCAUUGUUCUUUUGUUUCUUUCUCCUCUCUCCACUUCCACCACUAGGGCCUGCCAGUGUCCUCUAUGUUGUCUUGUGCUCAUGGGUGGUGGAGGAUUGGGUUCCGUUCCUGUAGGUGGUGGGGCACUUGGUCCCGGUUGCUUCAUUUGGGCCAAGAACAUCAAGAAUGUCCCAAGGGCACAAUUGGCAAAAAUGAACUCCACAACCCUUCAAAAACAUGAAAAGAAACACAAGAGUACUUACCCAAGCAAGCCAUGA
Messenger RNA from Ilex paraguariensis (yerba mate), 318 nucleotides. The record is from the annotation of a GenBank genome assembly. Lineage: Eukaryota; Viridiplantae; Streptophyta; Magnoliopsida; Aquifoliales; Aquifoliaceae.